CAACAGCCCCAUAUUGCCAUCUGUCGGUAUCGCACCGGAUGCGCCACAUUCGCGCUACUUUCCUCGAACAGAUGCUUGGGGAUCUUCUUGGGGGGAGUGGUCCAUCGGUGAAAUAUUUUUCUGUCUUGAACGGGCCACACCUCCCCUAGACACUCCCAGCACGAGGCCCACGUGGUUCCCAGAGUUAAAGAAGUACACGUUCACUCAUUCAAACUUGUACCCAGGAGAAGGGAAAGCCGGCGAGGUAAUGAUCGCUCCAUUUCUAGCAUUCCAUGAGUCGGAGUCGCUCGGUACCUGGAAAGAUUCUGGUAGCCAGCUUUUCACGCUGGUGUCUGUUGCUCUCGGAGGUGCCCGCAAAUCAGAAGCGGGGAAAACACUCUUCGAGCGCGAUUCUGGUGUUGCGAAUAUCGCCGAGCAGAGCUACACCGUUUGGGCCUGCGGUGAGAUGGGGACUUUCGUCAUGGUUAGUAUGAAAUUCGUUGAAACGAACGGUGCGAUCGUGGUUUCAGUUUCUGAGCCGAAAAGAAGCGAUAAUAUCUCUGAAUGUCCAAGCUCUGGAGAAGUUGCUCGAAGAAUGAAUAACACGAUCAAUGAGACAAUCGCACAGCACGAAUCAGCCAUCGGGCUCGGUGUGAGUGCAAUCGAGGUUGUUAUUUACAUGCCGUAUGAUCUCUAUCACUUGUCCGCGGAGGACUGUCAGAAAUUGCCAAAAAUUAAUUCGCAAGCCAUGGUAUUUCUCGGAAACAUGGCGAGGAAUGAGGAUGAGGUGUCGGUUAUACACAAUUUCAACAGCUCGACUGUUUUCAGCUCGAGCGAAUGUAGCGGAGACGUGAAUGCGAUGUUUGAAGAUCUCCCUGUGGUCAGUGCUCCUCAGAGCGACUCUGAAUUUACCGCAUUUGGUCUUAUCGCGACAUGCGAGUACCCAGCCAACAACAAAUCGAAUAUCACCCUCGAAGGUGAGGCAGCGAUGAAAAUAAUCAAACUUCAGAUUGUCUACGAUGACACAAGCACCGAAGUCUCCCAAGUCGAAACACGAAUCAAGCGUGUUGAAGGUUGUCACUAUAAGACGCACCUCGCUUCCGAAGUUCAACGCGCCUGGAACUGCGCGGAAGACUUAGGGAAUGCAACAAUCUGCCUCAAGGGCAUCACCUUUUUACAGAUAGGGUCACUGCCACCAUCUCCUCCUGCAUCUCCUCCUUCGCCGUCGUCGGGCUCUCUACCGUUUCUAGAUGGAGAGUGCUCGUGCGUUUCCUGCUAUACUCUGCACGGCUUCAAAGAUCUAGACGCCGUGGAGGCAUUGGGCAAACAGGAAAAUGACUGCGGGGCCACCUGACACGAAAUGUUGAAAAUGAUAUUCUUGUCCACGCCGCACAUUUUUCACCGUGUUAUAAAUAAGAUAUGAUGUAAGCACACG
Micromonas commoda is the source of this 1414-nucleotide messenger RNA. RefSeq lists its product with no specific name. The transcript has a single exon. The record is from RefSeq and is a predicted model, not a curated record. Bases 968 to 1333 code for a protein of 121 amino acids. Lineage: Eukaryota; Viridiplantae; Chlorophyta; Mamiellophyceae; Mamiellales; Mamiellaceae.